AUGAACAAGAUGCCCUCACCCAACCCACAACACAAGCUCGGACUAGCUUGUGAGGAAUGCCGCAGACGAAAGCUUCGUUGUGACCGUCGUCAACCGAGUUGUGGUCUGUGUGAAAUAUCAGGUGUAGAAUGCCAAAUCACCGCUCGGCCGCCCCGCGGUCCUAAACGUGGAUACCUCAAAAUCCUCCAGAAUCGAAUUGCCAAUUUAGAACAGCUUCUACUGCAAAAAGGCCCUGACUCGACAGAGCCAUUCAAAGAUGAUCCCGAGCCCAACUUUGCUGCGUUGAAUGAUCAUAUUGACCUGAUGAAAUGGCAGUUCCCGAUCACUAUCGAGGGAAGACAGCUUGGUGGUGACUUUGAUUCAACAAAGACAUCAAUUCCCUCGGCUGCAUCCUCCGUGGAUGGAUUAGGCGGGGUCACAUCUUCCUUAGUGGAAGGCCUCGCAGGGCACUGCGGUCUAACUUCACAUCCAAUGACAAUCGGUGUGAACAUCUCCAAAUUGAUGGAGGCUGACUUGCAAGUGCAAGAUAAACCCAUUUUCUCCCAUGCGCUAAUGGCUUUCCCAGAGACCAGCUAUACUUUGAUAGAGUUCAAAGACUCCUCCCAAUACUCCACAAGAGUCGAUACGUUGCGCUGA
Messenger RNA from Penicillium brevicompactum, 636 nucleotides. RefSeq lists its product as uncharacterized. Gene Ontology annotation, cellular component: nucleus. Gene Ontology annotation, biological process: regulation of DNA-templated transcription. Gene Ontology annotation, molecular function: DNA-binding transcription factor activity, RNA polymerase II-specific; zinc ion binding. The record is from RefSeq and is a predicted model, not a curated record. The coding region runs from base 1 to 636 and encodes 211 amino acids. The transcript is spliced from 2 exons. NCBI's taxonomy places the organism in Eukaryota, Fungi, Ascomycota, Eurotiomycetes, Eurotiales, Aspergillaceae.